Molossus molossus (Pallas's mastiff bat) is the source of this 777-nucleotide messenger RNA. Its product is annotated as histone H4. Gene Ontology annotation, cellular component: nucleosome. Bases 19 to 330 code for a protein of 103 amino acids. Gene Ontology annotation, biological process: nucleosome assembly. The transcript has a single exon. The record is from RefSeq and is a predicted model, not a curated record. Gene Ontology annotation, molecular function: protein heterodimerization activity; structural constituent of chromatin; DNA binding. NCBI's taxonomy places the organism in Eukaryota, Metazoa, Chordata, Mammalia, Chiroptera, Molossidae.
CAAACAGCGACAACAGCUAUGUCUGGGAGAGGCAAGGGCGGCAAGGGCCUAGGCAAAGGUGGUGCUAAGCGCCAUCGCAAGGUCCUGAGAGAUAACAUCCAGGGUAUCACCAAGCCCGCCAUCCGCCGCCUUGCUCGGCGUGGUGGAGUCAAGCGCAUCUCGGGCCUCAUUUACGAGGAGACUCGGGGAGUGCUGAAGGUGUUCCUGGAGAACGUGAUCCGCGACGCAGUGACCUACACCGAGCACGCCAAGCGCAAGACGGUCACUGCCAUGGACGUGGUGUACGCCCUGAAGCGGCAGGGGCGCACUCUGUAUGGUUUCGGAGGUUAGGUCGCUGGAUGCUUAAGUGUGCAGGAAUCUCAAAGGCCCUUUUUAGGGCCACCCAUAUAAGCAGUUGAAAGAGCUGGACACGAGAUCUAAUUUCGUUUGGACUUUGGUGUUACACUGGGGUCAAGGGAGUAGAGGAGGAACCGUGCCACCAACAGACCCCCCUUCACAUCUUCUGCUUCGUUUUACCUGUCUGGAAGGCUGUCAUUCCCCAGGCUAAAGCAGUAUUUCGGUUUGCCUCUAGCCUGAGUGGUAGUUCUGCCUCUUGGUGAUUUGAACUUUUUAAAUUUGGGCUUCACUUCUCAGUUCUGCGAUGAAAGUGGACCAGGUGACUAGGGCCUGAACAAAUUAAAGGAUGUUUUGUGACACUACACUGCUUAUUUGAAAAGGCACGAGUUCUUGCACUUGCAAAGUCAAAUCCAAUCAACUAUUCAAAUACAGAGUGGGGCA